Molecule: messenger RNA, 417 nt
Organism: Penaeus vannamei (Pacific white shrimp)
Lineage: Eukaryota; Metazoa; Arthropoda; Malacostraca; Decapoda; Penaeidae
Source: RefSeq, a predicted model, not a curated record
UCCUCUGCUCCAUCAGUCGCGCCGACCGGCGAGUGCCAAGACUCUCUCACCUGCACUGGAGUUGGCAAUUUCGCCAAGUGCAUCACAUGCCAGCCCGAAUAUUUCCACUGCUCAGCCGCAGGACAGCCUGGAGUCAGCCAGGCGUGUUCGGGCGACCUAGUGUUCAACCCGGUCCCCAGUUUCCCGUACUGCGUUUUGCCUUCGAACUGCCCUUACACGCCACCGCUGUAGGACGGAUCCCGCGUCUCUUUGCUGACCUUUUGUUCUUGGACAUGGAAAGCCUUUGGGAAGUACUCGACAUAACAAAUAAAAAAGAAAAUUGUUGAUUAUCAGAUAUGAAAACAAUUUAAUAAUUAAAGUUGAUUUACCACGUAAUUUUGUAACAAUUAUUUAAACUGAAAUAAACAUAGCACAUCC